AUGGUGAGACUAUCAACAAGAAGACAAAAGUGCAACAACUGGAAUGAGGAUGAAACAUGUCCUAAUAUAGUAAAGAGAAUAAAGAUUUUGACCUUUGAAUCACGAACUUGCAAAGCUUAUCAGUCAACGGAGGGUGAAUAUGAAGUGAAGGAUGGGAAGUCUAUGCUUCUUGUGUCACUAAACAAAAAGACAUGUCUCUGUGGGGCAUGGAAAAUUCCAGGUUUGCCUUGCAAACAUGCAAUUAGAGCAAUCUUGGCUGCUGGAUUGAACCCAUACAAAUUUUGCAGCACAUGGUUCUCAGUCCAAACUUAUAAGCAAGCUUAUGUUAACUCAAUACACACUGUACCAGAUUUUGAGCAUUGGCCAGAGAUUGAUAUGCCUACAAUACUACCACCACAGAUGAAAAGAGGCAUUGGUAGGCCAUCUAGACAAAGAAGAAGGGCACCUGAUGAACCAGACAAAGGAAAAAGGUCUACAACAGUCCAAUGUCAGAGAUGUAUGUGUUAUGGACACAACAAACAGACAUGUAAGGGUGGACUCAUAGCAGCAGAGCAAAGUGAUAGGGAUGGACAUAGAAUUGCAAAGAAAACUUCUGAAUCCACUAAACGUAAUGCACCAAAGAGUACCUCCACAUCAAACCCACCAAACCCACCUAGAAGAUUCACAAGAAGCUCAUUGCAGUCUGUUUCUCAACCACACGCCCUUUAUUAA
Molecule: messenger RNA, 711 nt
Organism: Chenopodium quinoa (quinoa)
Lineage: Eukaryota; Viridiplantae; Streptophyta; Magnoliopsida; Caryophyllales; Amaranthaceae
Exons: 1
Coding region: 1-711 (236 amino acids)
Molecular function (GO): zinc ion binding
Source: RefSeq, a predicted model, not a curated record